CGCCGUGGGUGAGGGCGCCUGGAGCGCUUGGGAAGGGGCGUGACGAGAAGGGGCGGGGCUACGGCGGUGGGCGUGCCCCGCCGUCCAGGCCCCGCCUCCUCACGCGGGCGGAGGCUCCGGGCAAGCAGCGCGCGCGGCCGGGCCCUCUGCGGAGGCGCGCCUCCUCCUCAGCGGGGCCUCCUGGGUGGUCGAGGCGUACUCUAGCACGGUCGCGCGUGGGGUCGCGCGUGCUGCCGCGGACACUGUGGCGAGGGACGCGGGGCGCCGAGGCUCUGCCUGGUGCAGGCGGGGAGUCGCCGCCGGGGUCUCCGUGCUCCCCACCUCCCCGGCGUGGCGCCUCGCGCGGGGUCCUGGGCCGAGGCGCGUGCGCCCGGGGUCCGAGGUGCUGGGGGGCUCGGGGCGGACCCGCACCGUUCCCGGGGGGCCUUGUCCGAUGUGUGGACGUCGCAGCCCGGCCUCCCGGGAACUGCGGGCUCCGAGCAAGCUUCGGGCUGAAGUGAGUCUGUCCCCGCGGCUGCGCGCUGAGGAGAGGAGGGGGCUCGGGGAGCGGGCCCGGGUCUCUCCCGGAAGACCCCCGCCCCCGCCGCACAGCGGGACCUGAGGCCCCUCGGAGGUCGGGGAAGAGCCCCGGGCCUGAGGUUGCCCCCUCGCUGGCGGGCCCGGGGGUGGCCGGCUGCGGAGCUCUGCCCCUUCGUCUGUCUCGGGACAGCAGGCCCGGCCCUCGGCGCUCGCUCCCUUCCUAGCGCUGUGCAGGACGUGGGCCGCCCAGUGCCCCCCGCCUGCCCGCUGGACGGAGGCUGCGGCGGCCCGAGUGGCUAUCAGCUCUGUUUUUACGCAGUUUCCAUAAGGAGCCCGCGCCUUUAGGCUGCCUGAGAGCCUGUUGCAGGGUCGCCGCUGGCAGUUGUUAGGAGACUCAGCAGGUGCGGGGCCAGGGCCAGCCCGGCCUCUCAUUCUGUGCCUCUUUCCUUCUCCUCCAGAAUUGCUCUUCUCAGCGAAAUCGUCUGGAGGGCGGCCCAGCGGUCAGCGGGGCCCCAAGGGACAGAGCCGGCCACCUGCCGCUUGUCUGCUUUUCACGUUCUGUACUUUUAGGGGGACAUCAGAGAAUGAACGAGUCCCGGGAGUGUAUUGCCCAGGGAUCCGUGUCCUUCAAGGACGUGACCGUGAACUUCACCCAGGAGGAGUGGCUGCAACUGGAUGGUGCUCAGAGGACCCUGUACCGCGAUGUGAUGCUGGAGAACUACAGCCACCUGGUCGCCGUGGGAUGCUGCAUCACCAAACCAGAUGUGAUCUUCAAGUUAGAGCAAGGAGAAGAGCCAUGGACGUUAGAUGCAGGAUUUGCAGGCUGGGCUUAUUCAAAAGUCCAGAAGUUAAAUGACCUGAUAAAGAGAAGCCAGGAAAACCUAGAUAAACAUUUGUGGUGUGCUUCACUCAACGCCUCGCUGGCUGAGAGAGAGAAUGGUUUGGGGAAAACACUUAAUCUGGACACAAACCCAGUUUCUUCAAGAAAAACACCUUGUCAGUAUGACUCAUCUGGAAUGAAUUUGAAAUACAUUUCAGGAUCAAGUAUUAACAAUAAGAAUUAUUCAAGUAAGAACUCUGAUGAAAUUAGUGAAUGUGGGGUGGUGUUGCCUCUUGAUUAUCAAGAAAAGACUCAUCACAGGAAGAAGCCUGAUGAAUAUUGUCAAAAUGGGAAAUCUCUAUGUCAUAAUAGGGAACUUACUAAGCAACAGGGAGUUCAAGGUUUGGAACCAUCUUUGGAAGAUAAUGAAAGUGCAGAAGCCUUCCCUGAGGAGGUGGCCAAAGCCACUAGUAGGAUGAUUCAAGGAGAGGAGACAUCCUGUGGUUGUAAGAAACCUGCGGAGAAUGCCUGUGAGAGGUCGACUCCCAAAGUCCAGCAGGAUUCUCACACAAGGAAGAAUCUCUCUGAAGUUAAUGAAUGGGAGAAUUCAAACCUCCUUAGACAUCAGAAAGUCAACAUGGGGGAGAAAACCCAUGAAUCUAAUGAAAAUGAGAAUGUUGUCAAGGAGUCAGACCUCACUCAGCCUCUUAGGACUGAUACAAGAGAAAAAGCCUUUGAAUGUAGUCAUUGUGAAAAAUCUUUUUGCCAGAAGUCUCUUCUCACUCAGCAUCAGAGGACACACACAAGAGAGAAGCUGUGUGAAAGUGAUAAAUGUGAGAAAACCUCUCAGGAAUCACAAAUGAGUGAUUCUCAGAGAAAUCCACUAGGAAAAAAACCCAGAGGACAUAAGGAAUGUGUUAAAGCCCCUGUGAAGACAGUCCUCAUGGAUCACCAAAGAACACAGUCAGGAAAGAAGCAUCACAUAUGUGAUGAGUGUGAGAAACAUUUCCGUCAUAGCUCAGCCCUACGAGUCCACCAAAGAAUUCACACAGGAGAGAAACCCUAUCAGUGUAAUGAGUGUGGAAAAUCUUUCUAUGCACAAUCAAACUUCAAUCACCAUCAGAGAACUCACACAGGGGAGAAACCUUAUGAAUGUAAAGAAUGUGGGAAAUCCUUCUGUGUGAAAUCAAACCUAACUAAACACCAAAAAACACACACAGGGGAAAAACCUUUCAAAUGUAAUGAGUGUGGGAAAACUUUCUUCCAGAGGUCACAGUUUGCUGACCAUCAGAGAACACACACAGGGGAGAAACCUUAUGAAUGUAAGGAGUGUGGAAAAUCCUUCUACUACAAGUCAGCCCUAAAUGUGCAUCAGGGGAAGCAUAAAGAAGAGAAACCCCAUAAAUGCACCGAGUGUGGGAAAUCCUUUUGCUAUAAAUCAGCCCUAAUUAUACAUCAGGUAACUCACACAGGGAAAAAACCAUAUGACUGUAAUGAAUGUGGGAAAUCUUUGUGUGUGAAGUUGAAUCUCACUAAACAUCAGAAAAUUCACACAGGGGAAAAACCCUAUGAAUGUAGUGAGUGUGGCAAGUCGUUCUCUAUGAAAUCAGACCUUGUUGUGCAUCAGAGGACUCACACAGGGGAGAAACCCUAUGGAUGCAAUGAAUGCGAGAAGUCUUUCUAUAAGAAGUCAGCCCUCACCAAACAUCAGAGGACUCACACAGGAGAGAAGCCACAUGAAUGUAAUGAGUGUGGGAAGUCCUUCCAUAUGAAAUCAACUCUAGUUAUACAUCAGAGAACUCACACUGGAGAGAAACCCUUUAAAUGUAAUGAAUGUGAGAAGUCAUUCUAUGUGAAAUCACUUCUCAAUAUUCAUCAAAGAAAUCACACUGGAAAGAAACCCCAUGUUUGUAAUGAGUGUGGAAAAGCUUUUUCUAUGAAAUCAAACCUCACUGAUCAUCAGAGAACACAUUCAAAAGAGAAACCCUAUGAAUGUUUUGAAUGUCAUAAAACCUUUCGUCAUAAAUCAACCCUAACUGUACAUCAGAGAACUCACACAGGUGAGAAGCCCUAUAAAUGUAAUGAGUGUGGGAAAUCCUUCUAUAUGAAGUCAGCCCUCAGUCAGCAUCAAAGAAUACACACAGGGGAGAAACCCUAUGGAUGUAAAGAAUGUGGGAAGGCCUUCUUCCAGAAAUCUCACCUCACCAAACAUCAGCGAACACAUACAGGUGAGAAGCCCUAUGAAUGUAAAGAAUGCAAGAAAACCUUCUUCCAAAAGUCUCACCUCAUUGAACAUCAGAGAACACACACUGGGGAGAAACCCCAUGAAUGCACGAAGUGUGGGAAAUCCUUCUGCUACAGGUCAGCCUUAACCAUACACCAGAGAACUCACACAGAAGAAAAGCCUUAUAAGUGUAAUGAAUGUGACAAAUCCUUCUGUAUGAAGUCACACCUCACUGUGCAUCAGAGAACUCACACAGGGAAAAACCCCUUUGGGUGUAGUGAAUGUGGAAAGACGUUUUAUGUGAAGUCAAAUCUCAUCAGUCAUCAGAGGACUCACACAGGAGAGAAGCCAUAUGAUUGUAAUAGGUGUGGGAAGUCCUUUUGUAAGAAGUCAGCCCUCAAAUCACAUCAGUGGACACACACAGGGGAGAAACCCCAUGAAUGUACUGAAUGCUGGAAAACUUUCUCCACAAAGUCAGCUCUCUCUAGUCAUCAGAUAAUUCAUACACGAGUAAUACCAUAAAUCGUUACAGAUGGGGAUAGUCUGGUGUCAAGUCAAAUUUUGUCAUACCACAGAGAAGUCACAGGAGAUACUUUAUGAAUGUAAUUGUGUGAGAACCAUUUUGGUGUAAAUUGGCAUCAGAAAAAUGCAAGUUGUUGGAAUUAGAGGACUCAGGAUGCAAAUAUCAGAAUUCAUGUGGGGAGAGGGCCCUGAGAAAAUCCUGCUACAUUUUUUUGAAGGAUUUAUUUAUUUAUUUGAAAGAGUUACACAGGAGAGGCAGAGAGAGAGAGAGGUCUUCCAUCCGAUGGUACACUCCCCAAUUGGCCACAUUGGCUGGAGCUGCGCCGAUCAGGAGCUAGGAGCUUCUUCUGGGUCUCCCAUGUGGGUACAGGGGCCCAAGGAUUUGGGUCAUCUUCUGUUUUCCCAGGCCAUAACAGAGAGCCAGAGUGGAAGUAGAGCAGACGGGACUCGAACCGGCGCCUAUAUGGGAUGCCAACGCUUCAGGGCGUUAACUCGCUGUACCUCAGUGCUGGCCCCCAUCCUGCUACAUUUGAUAGUAUCCACCAUCAAAUAAGAUUCAUUUAUCAGAAAAAUCAUGGGGGAAAGGCAGUAUUAAAGCAUUUAUAAGGGGACAGGUUACUGUACACCACGUAAUUGAUAUAAAUGUUUGAUAUAAAUAAUUGAUAUAAGUGUUUAUAUGCUUGAAAGCUUUCUUGAAAAAAAUCUUACAUAAGCAAAGAAUCAGGAGAUAUAUAAUACUAGAGCUUGUGUUUCAGAUGUGGUACCAAACUUUGACAAUACGACUCAAGAUGAACCUUUUGAAAAGCAAGUUGCAGCAGGAAGCUGACAGGCACUUGAAGAGCACCUGAAGUAAGCUGGGGUUCUGUGUGUUAGGAGGCAACUCACGUAUGUUGUGUAGGUUUGAUUUGUAUAAUGGAACUCAGCAUAGUUUGCAGGACUUAUAUCUCCAUAGCUUAAUAACUUAUGGCAUAUUUUUCCACACUAAAUGCCACCAGUGUUUCUUUUUAUUUUUUAAAAAUAUUUAUUUGAAAGGCAGAGUUGCAGAGAGGCAGGUGGAGAGAGAGAGAUCUUCCAUCCGCUGGUUUACUUCCCAAAUGGCUUCAAUUGCCUGAUCUGGGCCAGUCCGAAGCCAGAAGCCUCUUAAAGGUGUCCCAUGUGGCUAGAGGAUCCCAAGGACUUGGACCAUCUUCUGCUGCUUUCCCAGGCCAUAGCAGAGCUGAAUCGGAAGUGGAGCAGCCAGGUCUCGAACCAUUACCCAUAUGGGAUGCCGGCACUGCAGGCAACGGCUUUACCCACUAUGCCACAGCUCUGGCCCCUCUUUGUAUCUUAAUAGUACAAUAUACAUAGGUGAUGUGUUUGUUUGACAAACUUGACGUACUGUGCCAGAAUACAGUGUUUAAUGAGAGAAACAGAGUAUAUAGUGUGUUACAUUUUGUGUAAGAAUUUAGGGAACUAAGUUUAUAUUUUGCAUACUUAUGCAAAUAAGAGUAAACUACAAAGUACAACCUAGAAUUAUAAAAUACAUACCAGAAAGUGAAAAUCUGUGGAGACGGGAACAUACUUGGUGAUCUGACUAGGAAUGGAAGCAAAGCAGCCUUGAAUACUUUUUAGGAAGUUUUGACUUUGAAUUAUUUUACAUAUUAAAAGAAAAGCAGGUUUUUUUUUUAACUGGAUAUUUUUUAUUCACACUAAUGAAAUAUUCAGUGGAAUAAGGCAAGUAAAAAAUUUACCAUCUUACAUAUCAUUUUAGUUUUUUCUCAAUAUUAUCAUUGUGUAGUCCUUUCACAUUUUCAGGAACAUUCCUAUCCCACUGCUUUGUUACUGUAUCUUACAAAAACAAAGAAACAUAAGGCUUUUUAACUUAUUCAAAAACACCAAAAUGUAGUCUUAAACAUGACAAACAGCAAUAAGUUGUGAUCCAUGACAUUAAGAAACUUAGAUUGUGAAUCAAUAUAAGUUCUCAAUUAAAAGGGGUAACAUUUGAAAAAUAACAGAAGAAAUAUAACUUCAAGUUAUUUACGUAACACAGGAAAAAACAGACCAUAUAUAUAUAUAUAUAUAUAUAUAUUUUGCCUCCUCCCUUCACUAGUUUGCACCACUUAGAGAUUUGAUUACCCUCUUCAAACAAAAUGAAAAAUCUACCUCAGUCUAUUUAGAUGUGGGAGGAUCUGGGGUACUUCACUUGAGAACUUACCCUCGAGCUGGCAACAAC
Oryctolagus cuniculus (rabbit) is the source of this 6297-nucleotide messenger RNA. NCBI's taxonomy places the organism in Eukaryota, Metazoa, Chordata, Mammalia, Lagomorpha, Leporidae. The record is from RefSeq and is a predicted model, not a curated record.